AUGCAAGAAUUUCUAAGAAAUAUUGCCUCUCUUUCUCCCCUCUCUCUCUCUUUCUCCCCUCUCUCUCUCUUUUUCAGUUGCCUCUGGGGUAUUAUAGAAGAAAUUCCUAUCUAUCUAUCUAUCUAUCUAUCUAUCUAUCUAUCUAUCUAUCUAUCUCAGUCUUUUCAAAUCUAUCUAGUCAGCUCCUAUGUAUCACGCUGUGCCCAUACUAAUCUAUCUAUCUAUCUAUCUAUCUAUCUAUCUAUCUAUCUAUCUAUCUAUCUAUCUAUCUCAAUAUCUUCAUAUCAAACUAUAUCAGUCUCUUCAUAUCUAAGUCUUUUCAUAUCUAUCUAUCUAGCAGCUAGUUAUCUAUCUACCUAUCAAUCUAUCAGCCUGACUCUUUAUAUCUAUCUCAGUCUCUUUAUAUCUAUCUAUCUAUCUAUCUAUCUAUCUAUCUAUCUAUCCCCUACAAAACUUAAGAUGAAAACGUUAGCUGAGCUAGCUAAGCCUCUUCAUAUCUAUCUAUCUAUUUUUUUUAUUUUUAUCUAUACAUCUAUCUAUUUAUCUAUCUCAGUGUCUUCAUAUCUAUCUAUCUAUUUAUCUUUCUGUCUGUCUGUCAAUCUAUCUCAGUACUUGAUAUCGGUAACAGAACCGAAGAAAUGA
Acanthosepion pharaonis is the source of this 642-nucleotide messenger RNA. NCBI's taxonomy places the organism in Eukaryota, Metazoa, Mollusca, Cephalopoda, Sepiida, Sepiidae. The record is from the annotation of a GenBank genome assembly.